CACAAGGCCAAAGCUCUGGCGCAGCGAGCCUGAGAGUUAUCUCCGAGUCUCGCUAUUGAUUCCUUUGUCUUUCAAGAGGCACUUCUUCCCUUGCUUUGCUACAUAAAACAAUGAGUAGUGAAUAGCUUCCCUCCUGUAAACACUAAGCAAACCUUGUGUGGAGGGAAGUCAAUCAGGUUCCAGCUCCUUCGAAGAAAAUGCACGGGAGAAGGGGCUCUUUCAAACUUCUGCCGGCAGACAGCGCGGGGGAUGAUGACCUGGCGGAAGCGCAGGUGGGAGCUCCAUUCAUCAGCAGAACGGACCCCCCUGGACCAAUCAAGCGGCCUCGCAGGUCUUCCCUAAUCUCGGAUGCUGACACAGUUUCUCAAUCAGGACAUCAAACUUCCGGAGAGCCAGGGGCAGGGUUUUUGCUGCCAAAAGGGCGCCAGAGAAAGCGGCACCGGCAAAAAGGGAGGUUGAGCUAUGCAGGUGCUGACGUUGAUGGAGGAACCCUUGAAGGAACAGAAGAAAGAACAGCGAAUGGAGGCGCUUUUGAAGAAGAGGUGGUCGGUGGUCCUGGCGAAGAUUUCAAGGUUUCUAGUUCCAGCGAAGGGCCCGCCAAGAAAGUCGAGACGACAUUGGAAGACCUCACCCCUCAGAGCGUUCUGGAGUUGACCUCUGAUUCGAAAGGCCUUUCCCAAGAAAAGGGCGACCCACGCACUGAAAAGAGCGGGGUUUCCCAGGCUGAGUCGAACGGGGGUGUUCACACUGAUCCGUACCACCCUGGUGGAGGAGAGGGUGUAAAUUGGCCCGGUGUUCAGGGGUUUGCAGUGCCUGGGCUUGAAUUGCCGUCCAGUCCCAUCUACGACGAUGAAGUAACCCAUGCUCUAGUGCCAAAUAAGCCCCGCUUGAGCAGGGAACUGAGCAUCGAUCUGAGAACUGCCGCGGAGAAGGAAGAGGACGAACUAGAGGCGAGAGAAAGCUCGGACGCCCGGACGGUUGCUUCGGACCAUGCGGACGAGCUAGAGCGGAGAGAAAACCCGUCCGAGCUGCAAUCAGUGGUUUCGGACGAAGCGGUCGGACAGUCGUCGAGCGUUCUCCACAGCCCUGGAGAUGUUCGCCAACGGAGCGGCACAGGUUCUCCAGAAGCGAGCACGUUGACAUCAGCUGAUGAUGUCAGCGCUGAGUUGACGCCCGCAAAGGGGUCCUUAGUUCCGGUCUUUAGUUCUCCGCUGGGAACUAGACAGUCAUCAGGGUUUGAUCGGAGGGGGUAUCCUUUGAAUCGACAUGGGAGCGUUGCGUCAACACCGGACGGGCGGGGGGCUCCUACAAGCACUGUAACAACCCCCCGCAAGGGGUUCGAUUCGCCGCAGUCAUUUUUCGCGGCAAAGCAAGAGUUGCUUCCUCCCAUGGAUCUUUCUGUACGGGGCUAUCUAGCGGGGGAGGUCGCGAGCGGGAGCACCCUCCGCAACUCGGCUCUUUCGGCAGGCGACGAACGGCGAGAGCGUGUUUACAACACCAUGUUCCACGUUCCGUGGAGAGUCGAACUGCUGAUUGACGUGGGCUUCCUCGUCUGCCUCGACUCCUUCCUCUCCCUCUUCACCAUCAUGCCGUACCGUUUUGCGCUCUUCUUUUGGCGGCUGGCGUUUCGCUCGGGGUUGAAGCGGCGGCCGCGCGUCGACGAGUUGUGCGACGCGGCGUGCAUGGUGGUCCUUGCGGUUGGUACUGUGGUGCUGCACUCGGUGGACAUCAGCUUCAUCUACCACUGGAUCCGUGGGCAGGCGAUCAUCAAACUUUACGUCGUCUUCAACGUGCUCGAGAUCAUGGACAAGCUGCUGCAGUCGUUCGGUGCUGACGUCCUCCAGGUGCUGUUCAACACGGCCGGCCGCGUCAGCCUGUGCAGCGCAGAGCGCCUCCCCGCCGAGACCGCGCGCCUGCUGCUGGACCAAGGCGUCGCGACCGCCUGCUAUGAUAUCCUCCCUGCCACGUGGCAAGCUGUCGCGUCGCUUGAGUGA
Molecule: messenger RNA, 1994 nt
Organism: Klebsormidium nitens
Lineage: Eukaryota; Viridiplantae; Streptophyta; Klebsormidiophyceae; Klebsormidiales; Klebsormidiaceae
Source: the annotation of a GenBank genome assembly